AUGUGCAAGGUGAUUGAACGUGACCCUGGCGAGUUUCUACAGUCCUACGUGGCCGACGAUGUCCACUGGACUGUAUCGGGACCAUUUAAGAAGACGCACCCUUUGGCAGGCGUUUAUAAUUCAAGGGAGGAGUUCAAACAGAACACCUUCGUACCUCUUUCCGGUAGAUUCGACGGCGGUCUGAAGCUUCGAGUAGUCGACGUCAUUUCUCAAUUCCCGAGCAGACCAGGCGACCCUGUCAAAGUAUGUAUAGAACUCGAAGGUGUGGCAACUCUCAAGAAGGGCCAGAACGAAUGGCGUAAUUAUUACAGCUGGGUCAUGCACUUCAAGGAGGAGAAGGCCGUCACUGUCCGUGCUUACCUAGACAGCGCCAUUGUCAAUGAGGCAAUGGCUGACUAG
This is a messenger RNA of Acaromyces ingoldii, 399 nucleotides long. RefSeq lists its product as hypothetical. NCBI's taxonomy places the organism in Eukaryota, Fungi, Basidiomycota, Exobasidiomycetes, Exobasidiales, Cryptobasidiaceae. The transcript is spliced from 4 exons. Bases 1 to 399 code for a protein of 132 amino acids. The record is from RefSeq and is a predicted model, not a curated record.